AUGCAAGACUGUUCUUAUUUUGCUACCAAGUAUUUACUUGAACAAAUACAACUCAUUCUCAAUUCUGCUACACUUUCAACACCAAACAAACAGGUAAUGAUAUCAUAUACAGAUGAAAAUGAUAAAGAUGAAAAUGAUUCAACUUCUAAAAUAACAUCUUCUAAUUUGUUAGCUUUUAAUAAUACUUUAAAAAAACAAACUACAUUAUUCAAAUAUAUUGGUCGUUCACUUACUGCUUCAAAAAUUUCUAAAUUUGAGUAUCUUGUACUUUGGACAACUGUUUCAGCUAGAUUUGCAUUUUGGUGA
This is a messenger RNA of Dentiscutata erythropus, 306 nucleotides long. The record is from the annotation of a GenBank genome assembly. NCBI's taxonomy places the organism in Eukaryota, Fungi, Glomeromycota, Glomeromycetes, Diversisporales, Gigasporaceae.